Messenger RNA from Myxocyprinus asiaticus (Chinese sucker), 699 nucleotides. Its product is annotated as von Willebrand factor C domain-containing protein 2-like. NCBI's taxonomy places the organism in Eukaryota, Metazoa, Chordata, Actinopteri, Cypriniformes, Catostomidae. The record is from RefSeq and is a predicted model, not a curated record. The transcript is spliced from 3 exons. Bases 31 to 699 code for a protein of 222 amino acids. Gene Ontology annotation, biological process: negative regulation of BMP signaling pathway. Gene Ontology annotation, cellular component: AMPA glutamate receptor complex. Gene Ontology annotation, molecular function: protein binding.
UUGACUGCGUCAAGACAGCCGCGGCGAAGGAUGGGCCCUUUUCUCCCGGCGAUUUGCGUCGUACUGCUCGCCCUGAACGCAGCUGUCUCGCCGGCCUCUGUCGGCCCUGAGGACUAUCCCGCCACGGAUGAGGCAGAGAGAACUGCCAACAAUGACAUCAUUUUCGAUGACUACAGAGGGAAAGGCUGCGUUGAUGACAGUGGCUUUGUGUACAAGCUCGGGGAACGCCUCUUCCCGGGCCACUCGAACUGCCCAUGCAUGUGCACGGAGGACGGACCUGUUUGCGACCAACCCGAGUGCCCUAAAAUACACCCCAAGUGCACUAAGGUGGAACACAACGGUUGUUGCGCCGAAUGCAAAGAGGUCAAAAACUUCUGUGAAUAUAAAGGGAAGACUUACAAAAUCCUAGAGGAAUUUAAGCCCUCACCCUGUGAAUGGUGUCGCUGCGAGCCAAAUAACGAGGUGCACUGUGUGGUCGCUGACUGUGCAGUACCAGAGUGUGUCAACCCAGUGUACGAGCCGGAGCAGUGCUGCCCCAUCUGUAAAAAUGGUCCAAAUUGUUUCGCUGGAACGACGAUCAUCCCAGCUGGCAUUGAAGUGAAGGUGGACGACUGCACCAUCUGUCGGUGCCAUAGUGGGGACUGGUGGAAGCCUGCACAGUGCUUGCGGCGGGAGUGCCUGAAUGGCCAGAUGUCAUAG